Tripterygium wilfordii is the source of this 1047-nucleotide messenger RNA. Its product is annotated as very-long-chain 3-oxoacyl-CoA reductase-like protein At1g24470. The transcript is spliced from 3 exons. Lineage: Eukaryota; Viridiplantae; Streptophyta; Magnoliopsida; Celastrales; Celastraceae. Gene Ontology annotation, molecular function: ketoreductase activity. The record is from RefSeq and is a predicted model, not a curated record. Gene Ontology annotation, cellular component: endoplasmic reticulum. The coding region runs from base 1 to 993 and encodes 330 amino acids.
AUGCAGUCCACAUACAUUGGCCACCUCACAACACAACCUUCACAGCUUCUUCUUUUUCUUCUUCUUCCUUCAUGUCUUGGCCUCCUCUUCCUCCUCAAACACACCUUCUACCUCCUCAGAUGGGUCUACGCUACCUUCUUCAGAUCCCACAAAGACCUCAAAAGGUACGGCCAAUGGGCCCUAAUCACCGGAGCCACAGACGGCAUAGGCAAGGCCUUUGCAUACCAACUAGCCCUUGAUCAUGGCCUAAACCUGAUCCUAGUCAGCAGAGACCCCAUCAAGCUCAAUGCAGUCUCAUCUGAUAUCCAAUCAACAUUCCCAAACAUCAAGACCAAAACCCUUGUGUUCGAUUUCACAAGUUGUAAUUAUGGUGGUUUUGGGGUUAUUGAAGAGGCUGUGAAGGGUGUUGAUGUGGGUGUUUUGAUUAAUAAUGUUGGGAUUACGUACCCGAAAGCUAAUUAUUUUGAUGAGUUGGAAGAGAAAGUGUGGAAGGACAUUGUUAGGGUUAAUUUGGAAGGGACGACUGGUGUUAUCAGAGCUGUUUUGCCUGGGAUGAUUGAGAGGAAGAGAGGUGCAGUUGUUAGUAUUGGCUCUGGUGCUGCCAUUGUUGUUCCUUCACAUCCUCUCUACACCAUCUAUGCUGCCACAAAAGCCUACAUUGAUCAACUAUCAAGGUGUCUGUAUAUUGAAUACAAGCAUUGUGGGAUUGAUGUGCAGUGUCAGGUACCACUUUAUGUUGCAACAAAAAUGGCAUCCAACGUAGCAUUCAUUGAGGGCCCAUCGUUGUUUGUGCCAAGCCCAGAAGAGUAUGCAAGAGCUGCAAUGUCUAGAGUGGGCUACGAACCACGGUGCAUACCUUACUGGGCUCAUGCCGUCCAGUCUUUCUUGGCCCAGUUAGUUCCAGAGCCCAUCCUAGAUGGUUGGCGUCUCUCCAUUGGGAUCCGCAGGAGGGGAAGUGACAAACUUGGCCCACUAGAUUUACAAGUUAAGUAGGCUUGUGUAGCUAGGCCCAUGGGCUUUAGCCUAAUAACUGAUUACCUAAUAGAU